AUGGAUGUAAUAUCGGAUGACACGGCAGAGGACACACCUUGGAGUAUGCUGUUUGCAGAUGAUUUGGUCUUGUGUGAUGAGAAGAGAGAACAUCUGGAAGGAAGACUAGAAGAUUGGAGAAGAAUAUUAGAAGAUGUUGGCUUGAAAGAUGGCGGUUGCAAGACUGAGGUUGAACUACGGAUUAGCCGGGCAUGGAAUAAAUGGAGGGAGUUAACGGGAGUGCUCUGUGAUAAGAAGAUGGCGAAGAAACUGAAGAUCCUCAUCUACAAAACGGUGAUACGCCCAGUGCUUCUGUAUGGGAAUGAAACAUGGCCAGUUCCAGACUACCUAGCAGAGAAGGAUCAGUGUAUGCGAGAUGAGAAUGAUACGCUAUUGUCUUGGAGUCAGCCUGGAGGAGCACAGAACAAAUGA
Molecule: messenger RNA, 411 nt
Organism: Xenia sp. Carnegie-2017
Lineage: Eukaryota; Metazoa; Cnidaria; Anthozoa; Malacalcyonacea; Xeniidae
Exons: 2
Coding region: 1-411 (136 amino acids)
Source: RefSeq, a predicted model, not a curated record